AUGGGUAACCCCAAUACCUCCAUUUUCUUUUUGUUCUUCAAUCUGUGCCUAGUUUUUGCAUUGUGUAAUGCAUCAGGAGACGAUGAAAGAAAGCCAUACAUUGUGUAUAUGGGAGCAUUGCCAUCGGGAGGAUCUAAAAUAUCAUUGUCGGCUGUUCAUGAUAACAUUCUGUCUCAAGCAAUUGGAGAUGAAAGUAUAGCACGGCAGUCAAAGAUACAUACGUAUGGAAGAAGCUUUAAUGCAUUGGCAGCAAAGUUGCUCCCUCAUGAAGCUAAGAUAUUAUCUGAAAAAGCUGGAGUUGUGUCAGUAUUUCCAAGUAUUAAUCGAAAGCUUCAUACUACACAUUCUUGGGAUUUCUUGGGAAUGCCAACAACUGUAAAGAGAAAUUUAAAAGUAGAAAGUGAUAUUAUUAUAGGUCUCAUCGAUUCAGGAAUUUGGGUUGAGUCACCAAGCUUCAAUGAUAGUGGUAUAGGACCUCCACCUGCUAAAUGGAAGGGUAAAUGCCAAAAGGGAUUAAAUUUCACGGGAUGCAACAACAAAGUUAUUGGUGCCCAAGCCUUCAGCCUUGUUAAUCCCAAUAACAGGAGCACUUCCCCCGCCGACUUCGAUGGCCACGGCACGCACACCUCUUCCAUCGUCGCCGGUUCAAUGCACCAAGGCGCAAACCUCUACGGUCUCCUCAACGGAACAGCCCGCGGCGGAGUGCCGGCGGCGCGUAUAGCUAUGUACAAGGCCUGCGACGAAGACCUAUGUAAGGACGUGGACAUCCUCGCAGCGUUUGACGCCGCCAUUGCUGACGGAGUGGAUAUAAUAUCGGUGUCCCUAGGCGCCCCGGCGUCAUCUUAUAAUAUCGAUCCAACGGCAAUUGGCUCCUUCCAUGCCAUGCAAAAGGGGAUACUCACUUCUUGCUCCGCCGGGAAUAGUGGUCUGUGGACGACGGUUGAAAAUGUGGCUCCUUGGAUCUUCACGGUUGCCGCUGCUUCCACCAAUCGACACCUGGAGACUCAACUUCAAUUGGGUGAUGGACAAACAUUCUCUGUUGUUAAUAGGACUUGUGACCUCGGUGCACCUAACAAAACUAAAGUGAAGGACAAGAUUUUGUAUUGCCUGACAAAUAGUCGACAAGAUCAGUUUGUACAGAGCGCGGGAGCUAAAGGAAUUAUCUUUUCAACUGAUGAUUUCUUGGAUGUUGCAUUUCCCUUUAGAAUACCCGCUACUGUUGUUAAAUUUUCAGAUAUUAACGAUAAAAUUGGCAAAUAUAUCAACUUGACAACGCAACCAACAGCAAUGAUUCACCCAACAAAAGUUGUCAAUAUUGAAGAGACAUUCGUGGCCUCUUUUUCAUCUAGAGGACCCCAAUAUCGAGCCCCUAAUCUCUUAAAGCCUGAUAUAUCAGCACCAGGGUUGAACAUAUUGGCUGCAUUUCCACCUUUGACUUCUAUAAGUGGGGAUGUAGAUGAUACAAGAACCUCAGACUACAACGUUUUAUCGGGAACAUCUAUGUCUUGUCCUCAUGUUUCUGCUGCUGCUGCCUAUGUUAAGUCUUUCCAUCCUGACUGGUCACCUGCUAUAGUGAAGUCAGCUUUGAUGACUACAGCAAAACCCCUAGGGGUGAAGGACAAAGAUGCAGAAUAUGCAUAUGGAGCUGGAAUGGUUGACCCGACAGCAGCAUUGAAUCCCGGCCUUGUUUUCGACAUCGAUGAAGCUGCCUACGUAAGUUUCCUCUGCAAGAUUGGAUACAAUGGUUCUAGAUUAGUUCAAAUAACAGGUAACAAAACUAACGACUGCUCAACAAUUUCACCGACAACCGGAAAAGAUGGACUCAAUUACCCUACCAUUAAUCUUGAUGUCCGACCAAAUCUUAACACUACCAACAUCGACGGUGUAUAUCAUCGUAUUGCUAUGAAUGUUGGGGACGAUUCAGCAACUUACAAGGCGCAAAUCGAAUCGGAAAAGGGUUUGUCUAUCGAGGUUUCUCCCAAUAUUUUAUUGUUCAAAAACAAGAAUGAGAAGAAAUCUUUUAAGGUUACUUUGUCAGGGAGUUAUCCAAAAGAAAUUACAAGGCGUUUAUCUGGGUCUAUAAUUUGGAGUGACACUAUACACAAUGUGAAGAUUCCAAUCCUGGUAUAA
Messenger RNA from Ipomoea nil (Japanese morning glory), 2130 nucleotides. Its product is annotated as subtilisin-like protease SBT4.15. The record is from RefSeq and is a predicted model, not a curated record. The transcript has 11 exons. NCBI's taxonomy places the organism in Eukaryota, Viridiplantae, Streptophyta, Magnoliopsida, Solanales, Convolvulaceae. Gene Ontology annotation, molecular function: serine-type endopeptidase activity. The coding region runs from base 1 to 2130 and encodes 709 amino acids. Gene Ontology annotation, biological process: proteolysis.